AAAUAAUUGAGUCAGUAGGUGAAGGCGUGAAGCAAUAGUAAAAAAGUUGGUUUUUGGGGACUAAUAUACACGUAUGGAUUGUAACGUCCAGACUAAAGACUGCCACUGGCCCUGGCCUCUGUGAUGGUGGUCAGAGUGUUCGAUAGACCUAGUUACUUAAACAAAACAGUUAAACUAAUCAUAUUUCAAAUUAUAUCUAUCAACAUGAAAGCCUGCAUGGUUGUGAUCAACUGGUAGACUAAAUUUGAGAAUAUAUUACAUUUAAGGUUCUAGUAUUUCAAAAAUUAAAAAGUUCGGGUUUUUUCUAAAACAAAAUUACAGCUAUGUAAAAAAAUUGAGUUUGAAUUUUGAUUGAUGCAGUUUACACAGUAGUUGGUUACAUGCAGUUUUAUUACUUCUCACAUUAGUCAAAAACAUAUUCCAAACUCAGAGUGGGAUAAUGUCAUAAUCAAUUAUUUUUAUAACAUUAAAUGUAUUAAUUUUUAAAUUGACCGAAUCAGCCGAUAGCAUAUAUUAAUAUGAAGUUAUACAAAAUUACAUCUAAAUCAUGCCGAUGCAGUUUACAUAGUAGUUGGAUACAUGCAAUCUAAUUACUUCUUACAUUAGUCAAAAACUUAUUCUAAACUCGAAUCGGAUAAUAUCAUAAUCAGUCAAUUUUGCAACUUUAAAUAUAUCAAUUUCGCGGUUGACUGAAUCCACCGAUAUCAUGUAUUAAAACAAAAAUUUAUCAAAACACAUCCACAAAAACUGUUAAAAACGUUAAAACUAUAAUCCAACAAAUCACAUCCACAACUUUCAAUAUAUUAUUUUUAAUAACUUUAAACACUCUAACUGAAAACAAUAAACACUCUAAACCUUAUUUUUGAAUGAAGAAAAGAAAAAGCAAAUGGAAAAUUCCAAAAAAACGCAUAUUAAAUAAAUAAUCUUUUAUAUAAUACGGACUUGUAUAUUGUUCUCACCUUAUGUGCUUUCGUUCCUCUCUCGAAGACUUGGUGUUGAAACAGCGACCAGAGCUCGUCCUCUCUCCGAAAACACGAUACUUGUUCGAUCUCCUUUGCUUUCAUUACCAACUCCACAAUCAUACAGCCACCACAAACUCCAACAUUGCUCAAAGUUUGAGACAGAAACUAAACUCAGACAAGCUCGUCCAGGUUCCUCUAAGAAUGGUUCGUCUGAUGGAUGAGGGAAACACUCUUAUGGAAGAAUCCUCUGAUGUUGAGUUUGCAUGUGGAGAUCCAAAAGUUGAGCCUCGUGUUGGAGAUGAGUUCCAGGCCGAGAUUCCUCCUAUGAUGUCUGCAUCUAAACGUGCAUUGUUUCUCUCCACUCCUCUACCUUUGGAUGAUUCCUCAUAUUCCUUUCUCGUCGGACAACCUGUCCAAGUAAUGUGGAUAGACAAGCAUCAAAACGGUCAAGUAAACGGAGAUGAUGAUAGUAUUGACAUGAACCAGUCUUUGAAAUCUUUAAGAACAAAAAGAACUCGCUCCUCCGCCAAGAAUGACAAGAAGCAAAGAAUGAAUCUUGAGGCUGUUCCGGAGAUACCAUCCAGCUCUUGGGAAGAUCAUGAGGUGGCUAGCUUCGUUCUUGGUCUGUACACAUUCGGGAAGAACUUUACUCAGGUGAAGAAGUUCAUGGAGAGCAAAGGAACAGGAGAGAUAGUGUUGUACUACUAUGGGAAGUUCUACAAUUCAGCUAGUUACCACAGCUGGUCUGAUUCACGCAAGAAGCGGAGGCGGAAGUGUGUGUACGGAAGAAAGCUUUAUACAGGUUGGAGGCAACAGCUGUUGUUGUCCCGUUUGAUUCCUUCUAUCUCUGAUGAAUCUCAGAAGCAAACACUUGUGAAUGUCUCAAAGUCAUUUGCUGAAGGGAACAUCACUCUUGAGAAAUACAUAAGCUUGGUGAAGGAUCUUGUGUCUCUCAAGCUUUUGGUUGAAGCUGUGGGGAUUGGUAAAGGAAAAGAAGAUCUCACGGUUAUUACAUCAGGACCACCAGUGAAGACCAAACCAUGGUUCACGGUUUCUCCAAAAUCUUCUUCUUCCGUCCCUGGCUUAGAUGCUUACACUUCACUCACAUCUGCCGACAUAAUAAACCAGUUAACCGGCAGUUCACGACGUCUAAGCAAAGCGCGUUGCAGUGAUAUCUUCUGGGAAGCUGUGUGGCCGCGUCUGCUAGCCAGAGGAUGGCGUUCGGAGCAGCCCAAGGAGCGAGGCUAUUUUGCUUCUAAGGAUAACAUUGUGUUCAUCGUCCCUGGCGUGAAAGAGUUUUCGAGAGGGGAGCUUGUUAAAGGCGAUGAUUACUUUGAUUCCGUUAGUGACAUUCUGACAAAGGUUGCUUCGGAGCCUGAGCUGCUUGAGUUUGAAACAGGAGGAGAGUUACGGGAAGGAGACGCCAAUGCAGAGAACUCUUCUGGCCAAUCUGAUGAAGAGUCUUCCCCAUCUGAUAGUCAAAGACAUCGUUACUUAAAGUCUCCAUGUUCUAACCGUGGAACUCUUCAAAUGAACUUCACUGUUGUGGACACUAGUUUGGCUGCAGGAGGGAAGCUGUGUGAUUCACGGAAUCUGAGUGCAGAACCUCUAGUUUGUUCUGAGUCCAAGACUCGUUUAGGAGAUAAACUGGACUGUCAGAAUGUGGAAAUGCCCCCAAGUGAUGGCAGGAAAAAGGAUUAUAUAGGGGAAGAAUCUAGUAUAAAGGAGGAGGAGGAGACUUUGGAGAAGGUCAAGGAUCCAUCAAAGAGGCUGAUCAAGCAUAGGUCUAACCAACGAGUAGAAACUGAUGAUCGUUCAGUAAGUUCUGCUCCAUCGUUGAAACGCAGACGGCUCAGUGCUUGCGUGAGAAGUGAGAAAAGCCUUUCAAGAGAGAGUUCAGUGUUCAAACAUUCACCGGGUGAUGAGACAAAGAGCACGGUAUGUCCUGAAGUAGAUCACUUAGGUUUAUGCGCUGUCCAAAACCAAAAUGGCACUAGUGAAGAGAUGAAUGAAGAAGACAAAGAGAGAUAUGAAACUGAUUAUAUGAACUUGUCUGAUCAAUCAAAAAAGACUAGAGCUGGACCGUCUUCUGCGGUUGUAAAGAUCGAAGAAAUGCCAGAGGAGAUAAGAACAUCCCCACAUGAACUCAUUUCGUCAGAACAAGAACCAAACGGGUGCUGUUCAGUGUCUGACUCAGACAAAAAACGUGCUACCAUUGUUCCUAAACAAGAGCAAGCAGUUGAGCUCCCUUCAAUUCCAGGCUCUAACAGUUAUCCUUCCAAUGAUCUGGGAACUACUCAAGAACUUGGUUCCUCAGAGCAACAACAACAGCACGACAAUACAGAUGCUCCUAGAAGACAGAGCACAAGAAAGCGACCAUUAACCACCCGGGCUUUGGAAGCUCUUGAAUCCAGUUAUCUUACAACCAAGGAAAUGAAAAGCACGGUUAAACCAAGAAAACGUGCAAAGAAAAACCGCUCAGCUAAGACGUGUAAUAGAGCACAACCUUUGCCAGACAAUGGGAAUGCACGUUUGGAGAAAAGAGGAGAGGAUGAGAGCAAAGCAACAGAUCAAAUAGAGGAUUCAAAGCCUACCCUUCCUCUUAAUGGGGAAACAACUGCGAGUACGGCUCUGGAUCAAAGACAAGAUUCAGAGCCGGUGCUAACUGAACGUCCUAAACUUCCACCUAUUGUUUUGAAGUUUUCACUCAAGCGUAGCAGAUGAGCUUCAGAGACUCAAGUCUGAGAAGUUUGGGUGCUGGUUGUGAGUGGAUUCGCCUUGCCAUAGAAUAAAUGUGUACAAAAAAGUAAAAGAUUAAAGGUGUUUCAAUCCAUACCAUUCUUCUUUGUUAUUUUAUUUUCUCUAUUCAGUUUCUAACUUUCUUCAUAUCUCAUUGAAUACAUAUUGCCCAAUAUUGAAGUGGAAUAGUGAUUGCUCAUGCA
Messenger RNA from Brassica napus (rape), 3904 nucleotides. RefSeq lists its product as uncharacterized. The transcript is spliced from 3 exons. The coding region runs from base 963 to 3686 and encodes 907 amino acids. The record is from RefSeq and is a predicted model, not a curated record. Lineage: Eukaryota; Viridiplantae; Streptophyta; Magnoliopsida; Brassicales; Brassicaceae. Gene Ontology annotation, molecular function: transcription corepressor activity. Gene Ontology annotation, cellular component: nucleus.